This is a messenger RNA of Colletotrichum karsti, 1509 nucleotides long. RefSeq lists its product as uncharacterized. The record is from RefSeq and is a predicted model, not a curated record. Lineage: Eukaryota; Fungi; Ascomycota; Sordariomycetes; Glomerellales; Glomerellaceae. The transcript is spliced from 2 exons. Bases 1 to 1509 code for a protein of 502 amino acids.
AUGGGUCUAUUCAACCUGCCACCCGAGCUGCUGAAGCCCAUUUUCCUUGAAAUAAUCAGCGUCCGCACAUUCAAGCGUGCCAUGCGACUAAAAUGCGUCAGUCGAUCUUCUAGAGACUACGUCAUGGAAGCGAUCAUGAGUUCGGACGUUUUUGUCGAUACCUUCAAAAGCGUCUACGCCAGAGACCGGAGCAUUGACUACAGCCAACCCGAAGAACGAUUCAAUAUCUGCUACGAGUACAUCACUCGUCGUGUUCUCAAGGAGGGUGAUCCGUCUUCCCUGAGGGGCCAAGUUAAGGAACUUGCAGAGCGCCUAUGCGAAUUGAGUAGCCAGCACGGUCCUGCCGCAAUGGACAAACACGUGAAAGGCAUUCUCGGUACGAUGGAGCACACUGAUAUUCGGAAUCUUCUCAACGCUGGGACUACGGAAACACUCGGAAGUUUCCGCAUGAGCAGAUAUCUCCUCCUCGGCGCUGUCAACAUGAGCUACGUGGACGUCGUCCGGCAGCUGCUCAUCGAUAACGCGGAAGAAUACCGAGCAGGACACCACAUCGCCCACGGCUCGCUGGACCAUUGCGCCAUGUGUCUCGCCGCACUCACCGGGAACCUGGAGAUGGUGAAACUCCUGGCUCACUCGCAGCCCGUCAUCGUACACGGGGCUAACGGAGGCGGAAUCUGGCCCACCGUCGCGCACGCGUUGGAGCACGUCAGCCUGGGAACCCAGCAGGGCCACUGCGAGAUCUUCGAAUACCUAGUUGACGCCCUCGAACACGUCGAAUUCCCCGGGGAAUUCGACGCAGAGAACGUCCGACGGAUGUGGGAAUUCACACUGGUCCAAAUGGCGGUCGGUAGGACUCCUUUCCCCAGCAACUUCCUCCGUGGACGUGCUUUCCUUUCAGACCGGGACGAUUGGUGGGCCAAAGUGCACGCUUCCGACACGGGGAACAUCUGCAACGAGAUCGGCGUCGGCGGGCGUACGGACAUGUUGAGGCACUUUCUCGCCCAAGCCGACAAAAUGCCCGCGGACGAGGCGCGCGAGUACAAGCGCAACCGGCUCAAGGCCAUCGUCAAGCCCGGGAAUGCGGAGAAUGUCAAGCUUGCGCUGGAGCACGGUGCCGACCCGAACCAGUUAUCGAAAGCCGCGGCACUGCGCUGGUAUGAGAUGGCUCGGUUAUUAAUUGACCACGGGGCCGACGUGAAUCAUUGGGAAGCGGGUUUGGUGCUGCCGCCGAUUGUGGUGGCCGUCAUGAAGGAGGACACGUCCAUGUUUCGCCUGCUGAGGGAGAACGGCGCUGUUCUGGACACGCCCGAGACCGGACCACAGGCCAUGGCCUUUGCCAAGAUGUUGGGCUUGGAGUCGAUGGUUGACGUGUUGGUGAGCGAGGGCUUGGACGAGAACGUUGUCUUGCAACACGUUCCUAGGUACAGGCUUGAAAAGUGGUGGCUCUCCGAAGACACUGUUCACGGGAGCCCCGGUGCUCAGUUUCUUGACCUAGCCCUACUACACUAG